Plasmodium vivax (malaria parasite P. vivax) is the source of this 2604-nucleotide messenger RNA. RefSeq lists its product as hypothetical. The transcript has a single exon. Bases 1 to 2604 code for a protein of 867 amino acids. The record is from RefSeq and is a predicted model, not a curated record. NCBI's taxonomy places the organism in Eukaryota, Apicomplexa, Aconoidasida, Haemosporida, Plasmodiidae.
AUGAAAAAUGCCCUGUGCCUGUUCUACCUGUGGAACCUGCCCCUGGACGGAGGCGACCGGAGGCAGACGCUAUACCGCGCGAAGGUAAGGAGGGCCGGCAGGGGGCAGGAAAACAAAGUCCAUCACGCGGGGGAGAACUACGGCUACCUAGACGAAGGGAGGAAUUCGGAAUACGAGGAGAUCCUCAACGAGAUCAUUUGUGAGUACGAGGAGGAGGAGAGGAAAAAAAAGGCAAACGCAGCAGAUGGAAGGGUGAGCGGUCAGGCGGGCGGUCAGGCAGGCGGUCAAGUAGGCAGCCAAUUAGGCAGUCAAUUAGGGCUAGGGGAGAGACAGCCAGGUGACCAUGACCUCGAAAGCAACCAUGAGCUAAUCCCUAGUACACACCAGAAAGGAGAAGACACUUGUAGGAGCCCCCCCGAAUCGACCCCCCAGGAGGAAAUUAAACGAAUAGAGAAAUUGAAAAAAAAUAAUUUCCUAAAUCUGUGCAACAUAAAUUAUGACGUGCUGAACCUGCUGCUGAAGGAGGACCUAAAAGGGGAGGAGCAAAACGGAGACGAGCACUACAACCGAGUUAGCUUGUUCCUGGAGAGGGAGGGGGGGAGGAGCGGGGACGAGGCGGGCGAUGGCUACGUUGACGAUGGCCGCCCGGACGACCGCUACGCUGGCGAAGGUCACGUUGACGAUGGCCACACGGACGACCGCUACGUUGACGACGACCGCUACGUUGACGACGACCUCUACAUCGACGACAGCCUUGGCAGGUACCUAAUCAGGCUGGACGCGAAUUUCGUCAACUCCAUUUCAGCCAAGGAAUUUCACGUCCUGCGCAACAGCAUGUACAAGCAUAUUAUACACUUAAAAUAUCGGUACCUGCGAAACUACAAAGAGGCAAUUCAAGCCCUAAAGCAGAAAAAGGAGACGCGCGCGGAGCACAUUAACAAGCACGUGUCGGUGGUCUACGAGGAGGGGGAGGAUGACCGGGCUAGCUCUCAGGAUGGCGAUAGUAGAAGUGACGACCACGGCGAUAACGGGAGUGACCAUCCGAUCGACGAAUCAACCCGUAAAAGCGCGCAGAUAAACGCUCCCAUUCAGGCGAAUAACCCACGUAAGGACAACACCGCUAGGGUUAGCUUCCUGCAGCCGAGCAGUGAAGACCCGGAAAGCCUCGAACAGAUAGACACGGAACUGUCCGUAGAGAACAUCAAAGAAAUCAUUGACGUUAAUCAAAGACUCUCAAAACUGCAGACAAAUUUUAAGGACUUAAAAAAUUUUAACGUUUUUAACCUCCUCGAUAGGAACAGCUUCCUCAACAGCUUACGAGUUAACAACUUCAGCUUUUACAACUACGACUGUCCCUUGCUGUUUAAGGCGAUGAGGGCGUUCGUGCGGCGAAUUCGGCAGGGGCGCGUCACUAGGCCUUCCCCCGACGAAGGGACCAAUGUGUGCCUCCAAGAGCGGUGCGACGGCCCGGGGGUGGCUAACCGCGAACACGAGCAAACCUUCGCCGAAGAGCGCUGCGCCUAUGUGUCAGUCCCCAAACUGAGUGACCGCGGCUUCCUCAAGUACCAAGACAAAUCCAUCGUCAUUAACCUGUCCGCCAAGGGGGACCAGGAAAGGGACCACCUCCCCCCCGUCAAGGAGCUAAACAUCGACACAGACAAAGGCAUCCUCAUCCUGAGCGCCAACGACAAGCAGCUGAACGUUCAUGUGAGAAAUAUUUGCGAUAAAAUUUCCUACCUAACACAGAGCCUUUCCAUAUGGCCGCAACUGAACUAUGGCAGUGAAGAAGCUUUCCCCAAAAGCGUCCAAAUUGUAAAAAGGAUGCUCAUGCUCAUGCUGUUCUAUUUCGACAUAAAGAACCUCUUCGUGAUCUGCCUUGAUGACGCAAGCGCAAAGUUCUUUUACCAAUUUCUAAACAGAGAGGAGGACAAUUUAUUUAAAAAUCUUCACACAGGGAAAAAGAGUGAGCAGGAAGAAUACCUAUAUGUCAACUUAAGUGAUGUAAAAUUUUCGCACAUUUUUAACAGGAAAUUUGUACCCCUAUACGAUAUGAAAAAAAUUUUUAAAAAUUAUGUCUUUCUCAUGAAAAAGGAAGAAAAGUUUUACGACAUUUCCUCUUUUAAAAGGUCCUGUCUCUUCAUGUUCUUGGAUGAACAUACAGAUAAACGCAACCACGUAAUUUCUUCAAAUGCGCAGCAUUUUUUUUACUACAAAAAGUUUGACUACCCAUUUAUUUACAGUGUAGAUAGUAAGUAUUCCCUAAACACGUUGCGCAGUUUUAACGAAAUUUUGUUGUACCUUACCAGCUGGAUAGACAUUUUCCACACGGGGGAAAGUGAAGCCAGUGGGGUUGGGGAGGAUGAUCAAGGUGCGCAGGGCGACGGAGAGGAUGGGGCACCAAGUCCCGAUGUGGAAGAGUCGGAUAAGGAUGCAGAAAAGGAGCAGGAGGAGGAGGAAUUUAUUCAAAAUAUGCAAAAUCAACAACAGGAGGAUGAAGAAAAUGAAGACGAGGAUGCUUACCAGAAGGAUGAAAGAGAGUGCGAUGGGGCGUACGGCUCAGAUGGGUAUGACGACGAAGGGCGCGAUCAAAGUGUGGGAGAGUAG